Molecule: messenger RNA, 549 nt
Organism: Chroicocephalus ridibundus (black-headed gull)
Lineage: Eukaryota; Metazoa; Chordata; Aves; Charadriiformes; Laridae
Gene: DLEU7
Product: deleted in lymphocytic leukemia 7
Exons: 3
Source: RefSeq, a predicted model, not a curated record
AUGGCUGGUCCAGCCACUCUCCUUGUGUCCAUCGGGCACCAAGCAGGGGCUCUCCGCACCCUCCAGGCUGCCGCAGCCCCCCAUCCUCCCCACAGCCCCCUCCCAGAUGAGCCCAGGCCAGAGAGGGUGGCCUGGCCAUGGCUGGAGAGGCAUGAGACGCUUCGAGAGAUGGCUCUGCACAGCAAGAUGUCCCGACUAGCAGAAGCGACUUCCCGGCUUGUACAAGUAGAACAGACUCUCCUGCUCCCUCUCCUACAGCAGCAUCCCUUUUCUCUCCACGCAAAAGAUGGCAUUGAGAUAACAAACAUCUGUAGUCACAUGGCUUUACAAAGAGAGGGACGACAAUUUGAGAGAGACUUAUAUGAAGCCCACUAGUUUUUGAAGACCAUCAUAGAGGAACUCAUAUGUUCAUUGGCAGUUUUCCCCUCAGAUACAUAUAUCCCAGUCCGAUAUGCUCUGAGACAAAUCCUGCAAAAUCUCCUGGCAAUGUGAAACAGCAGGCUGCUUGGCCAAGGAACGAGCAAGGCCAAUGAGCUGUAAUGGUGCUAU